CAGUGCUGGUCAGGGCUGCUCUCUCCAGGGAGGAGGGACGCAACUGGUAUUUUUUCCCCCUCUCUCUCUUCACACUGUCUGUCUAACCGCCCAGCACUCAACAGAAGACGACAUAUAGUCGGUGAGCGGUUAACUAGCGGAUAUAGUCGGGAUGGAUGGACAAAGUCAGCAGGUUUCGCCGUGAGCCUGGCGUUAAUGUGAACGUCCUGAGCAGCAGGUGUAACUGAAGGAUAAAAGCUGACUAAAGGCAAUCUCAGUGUUCAUGAAACUUUGCUACGAUUUACGUGCUGGGGUUGCCGUCCGCCAUGUUAAGGUAAAGCCCAGGUGUGCGGUGUUGACCAUGCUAAAGCGCCUGGACAAGAUCCGCUUCCGAGGCCCCAGGACGAGAGAGGAUUUCCCGGAUCUGGCCGAGUCGCCACCCGCCUCCGACACCGAAUGUAGCGACGACAUGCAGCUGAAGCCCAGAGCAGCUUCUCGAGACACAGAGGAACUCCUGCGAGACCCUGCAGGUUCGGGGUCUCCUACCAUGGCUGCGGCCAUCCAGGACUUCCAGAGAUCGGAGUCAGACCGACUCAACGAAGUCAAAGGUCACCUGGAAAUUGCCUUAUUGGAGAAACAUUUCCUACAGGAGGAGCUGAGGAAGCUGCGGGAAGAGACGAAUGUGGACUCUUUGCGGCAGGAGCUGGAGAGAGAGCGAAGCAAGCGGCUAGACCUGGAGCAGAAGAUGAAUGAGGUGCUCAAGUCCAGGCUGGAGGACUCUCCGCCACAACCUCCCCGAAAACAGCAGUCGCCCUCUAACAAUGGAACAGCAGAGAAGCAGCAGCAGCAGAAGGAGGUAUGGAGUUCGCGGCUGCAGAAGUGGCUGUACGAGCGUUUCGGGGUUUACAUCGAAGACUUCCGCUUCCAGCCGGAGGAAAGCACCGUUGAGGCAGAGGAACCGCUAAGUGCUAAAAGGUUGACAGAAAAUAUGAGGCGACUCAAGCGAGGAGCCAGACCUGUCACCAACUUCUUAAGGAACCUCUCCGCCUUAUCUAAUUGGCACUCCGUCUACACCUCAGCUAUUGCCUUCAUUAUCUACAUGAAUGCUGCUUGGCAUGGCUGGGCCAUUCCCAUGUUACUCUUCCUGGCUAUCCUGCGCUUGUCCUUAAAUUACCUCAUCGCCAGAGGUUGGAGGAUCCAGUGGAGCAUUGUGCCUGAGGUCUCGGAGCCCAUGGAGCCUUCAAAGGAAGACUUGACUGUAUCUGAGAAGUUCCAGCUUGUACUUGAUGUUGCACAAAAAGCACAGAACCUUUUCGGUAAGAUGGCGGAUGUGUUAGAGAAGAUAAAGAACCUCUUCAUGUGGGUGCAGCCAGAGAGCACUCGGAAACUUUACAUCUGCCUGUGGGUGGCUUUCAUCACCUCCUGCGUCCUGCCAUACAAACUGAUGGGCUUCAUGAUGGGCCUGUACGCCGGCAUCAAGUUCUUCAUCAUAGACUUCCUGUUUAAGAGCUGUCCGAAGCUGCGGGACAAGUACGACACGCCCCACAUCGUGUGGAACAGCCUCCCCACCGACCCCCAGCUCAAAGAGAGGACCAACGCCACUGUGUCACGGCGGGUUCAGCCGGUGGCGUCUCGGAGCAGCCUCGCCACCGUGCCGUGCGGGGUGAGCAGAGAGGAGGAGGCGGGUCGCUUCCACAGCACCAAGAAGGGAGCCUUUCACGAGGUCUUCAAUCUGUCGGAGUCGGAGCGCCCUCUGGCGGUAUGUGAGAACGGCUGGAGGUGUUGCCUGAUAAACAGAGACAGAAAGAUGCCCACCGACUACAUCAGGAACGGGAUGCUUUACGUCACAGAGAAUUACUUGUGCUUCGAGAGCUCCAGCUCACGAUCCGGCUCCUCCAAGAAGAAUAAAGUUAUCAAGCUGGUGGACAUCACUGACAUACAAAAGUACAAAGUGCUUUCAGUCCUACCAGGAAGUGGGAUGGGCAUCUCUAUAGCGACUCCUUCUACUCAGAAGCCACUGGUGUUCGGUGCCAUGAUCCACAGAGACGAGGCUUUCGAGGCCAUCUUCACCCAGUACAUGAAGAUCAUGACCACCACCAAACCACCGGCCAACGCAGAGCUCUAGACAGCCUUCGUCUUAAGCAACACAUCUCAAAUCUGGGGGGCAGAGAGCCUCCUUGAGUUUCAACUGGACCGGAAGAUACUUUGAAACACCACACUCCUCCUCCUUCUUGCGACGGGCCUCAGCUUCCUCAUCGACGCUCAUAGCCCAGCUUUUUGAUUGAUGGAUUCCCUGUUUAGGCCACGUCGGAGGGGGGAUAUGUGGGCGCAUCAGCUACACGUGUAGUUGGGAUUUAGUGAUGACACACUUCUUGCGGGCUGCCGGGGGGAAAAAAACGGGACAAAAUCCACCAACUGGUUCUAGGAGGAGCGAGGAUCGGUGUGGUUUUUAUCAAUCAAGCGAUGAAGGCCUGCAAGGGCGGUAGGGGCUGGUUCCCCUUUCCCACCUGACUGACCAACUGACUGGCUUCCUGAUGUAGUCGUUUCCGUGUUUGCAUGUGUGAGCGUGUGUAUGUGUGGGCAGAAAAAUUGUCUUAAAAGUUAUGUCAAGUAUCUCUUUUUUCUCUUUACUCGUCAGUCGGUGAAGAGACUUCUGCUGCGGUAGGAAGAAUUCAAGAAGUGCUCAUACAUAAAAACAACUAUAUAAGUAAAAAAAACUAAACAAUAUCAUAAAACACCUGGAAGAUAUUUAAAAAAAGGUUCUUUAGGCUGCCAGACAUCUGUAGAAACCAAUAUGUAAGUUUAGCUUUAUAAAUCACUGCGAAAACAACUGUCAGUGUUGAAUUUUUUAGAAGCUGGCCGAUUGGUGCCUAGCCCAACAAAAUUAUAGUCGUGUGAGCAGUCAGUGAUUGUGUAUUAGCUGUGAACAUGUCAGAUCACUUUUUAUCUGACACAAAGCCUUUCUGUUAGUUUACAUUGCUGCUGUCUAAUAUUUUGAGUUUUUUCCUUCUUUAUAGACAGACACAUCUCAGCAGCAACAGUACGUUCUUUGUCUCUCUUUUUUUUUUGUUGUCUCGUUAACAGAAAAUCUGCCGCGCUCAGCAUCCGCUUCGGUGUUUGUAAGUGUGCGUAACGUGUAGUGAAAUCUUCUCUUCUUUUUUUUUUUUCUUCAGAAAUGCCUUUCUUUUCGUCGUCUUUUCGUAACAGCCUUUUGGGAUGAGCAACCUGUCCGGGAGCUGCUGAUUGUGUCAGAAACGAGAGCACAAGCACUGUUAAGACGGUUUAAACACUGACUGCCAUGUAGAGUAGAGUUUCAAGCACCAAGGAGAACACAACCUCCCCUGUCUAAGUUUUUCAUUUAAAGGCACAAUCUGUAAAUAUAUAGAGAAAAUUAUUUUGUUUGUUUUCCAUCAGCGGUAUUCUCCCCUGCACUUUAUUAGAAAGUUAACUGGCAUUCCUGACAUUUAUGUUGUCGUUAAAAAAAAAACAACUAAAAAAACAAAAAGCUCAUUACUUCCCACCAGUUACACCCAAUGGUAUUUCACACAUCUGUCUACUUGAGCCAGCUCAGGUUCUUUUCCCUGCUGGUGUUAGCGCAACGCGGCGCAGCACAAAGCACAUUGUAUUAGUAAAAGGUUGACGUCUGCCACAGGGAAGAUAGUUUCAUGAGCCAGGCAAUUUUCAAGCUGACCAUAAAAAGAAGAAGGUACUUGGACUUGAAAAUGAAACAACUGGCCGACCAUGUUCACAUCACAGCUCACGAAGGGCCCCUCACACGAUAGUGUUGCCGCAUUUCCGAGUUUGACGUAUAAAUCCAGCCCUGCUAACAAAGGAGAAAAUCAUAUUCACUUUCUGACACGCCUAAUAAGGGUUUUUUUGUUGUUUCUGCUUUACUUUUACUGUAGCACCACGCCACAGUGAGUAGAGAUCGACUUCUUCUGGGUGCUCUUCCACUUCCAUCAUCUAAAUGUGUGCUUUUUUUUCUCCGUCUGUUUGGGGUUUUUUUUUCAACAGUAAAGUCUGUGAAGUAAAUGGAUAAAAGUCUGAACAGGAUCUUUCAACGUCACUUUAUUUUAAGACACCAUUGGCAAGAUUAAAGCUGGUAUUUACUCUCGCCGGGUGGUUUGAUAUGUAGAAAUAUAAUGCCAAACUACGUCAGACACUUUAAUGUGUUUUUUGUGAGAUGAAUGGAGACACGCGGGGGCUGUGGAGGUGACGAUUUCUCUUCAGAUUUCUAACGAGAGACAGUAGAGUAGCUAUGUUCUUUACGCCCAGCAGCACAAGCUUUAGUUUCCUUGUAAAUCUUAUAAAAACGCUGUUUAAAAGGAGAAAAAAAGGGAGACCUUGACAUUUAAACAUUUUUACUUUUAUUCAGGUAGUUUUUACUCACUGGCUACUUGUUUGUAGUUGAACAAUCCUUUAUCCUGCUUCCCCUUCAAGAACACCAGGUUAAAACGAUAAAUCAGACUUAAAAUGUCAAGGUUUCUCUCCAAGUCUAUACAAAUCCUCUUGUCAUCAUUAUCAAUUAGAAUCAACUGGACUGGAUAUGAAAUUGCCAGCGAUGCAACGGACCAGUUCAUAAUUAUUCUUUUUAGUUCAAAACUCACAAAGAAUGAAUGUUUUUUUUUUCAUUCGUAAGAUUUUUCUCGGGUCUGUUUAUUGACAGGCUGCCUUCCCAGAAGUGGAUUUCUAUUUUUGUUUAGGAAUAAAUCGGAUCCAUGAACGGGUAAAAUUGUCGGAUAUUGGAGCGGGUGAAGUCAGUAAAAAGUCAUUAACGCUGUCUCACUGUGUGAUUGGAUGGCUCAUGUUAGUCUUAAAAGCUUUUUACCUGAAGCCUUUUCUAAUCUGUUAACUUCUGAAAAUCAGCUCAGUAACGAGUCUGCGUUCAGAUAAAACACAGAAUGUAUCACGUUCUAAAUGUCUAAUACUUUUUUUUUCUUUUGCCAAAUUUUUAAUUUUUCUGUCUGCCAUAUUCUGCCUAAGCUCAUGUUUACAGAAGGUUGUAAAAAUUGUUUUUUUUUGUUGUUUUUUCCUCUUUUUUUUUUUUGUAACAACCCAGUUUGAAUUCCUUUUCACUUUGGAGUUAUGAAGACUGGACAUGCUGUUGUUGAAAUAAUGUCUCCGCUCUCAUUGGCUCCACACCACUCACAUGACUAUCUCUGCUCACCUUUUUAACCAAUAGUCAUCUCAGAACACAACAAAAGCAGUAUUUGAACCCUCAUCCGGCUUGUAAACGCUCAUAUCCAGCAUCACAGUACUUGGUUACAGUGUAGUGAAAGUUCCAGUCUCGCACCAUACUGACAGGCUUCAUACAGAGCAGAGAUGGUCAUGGACCACAACGGCAACAUCAAUGUUUUUGACAUGUAGUUCCUUUUUUUAGUUGUGACAUGAUGCACCUUUUCAGAGAGUUAUUGAGAUAUGAAUGAAAUAAAAUAUGUGCACUCAUAAUACUGUAAGGCACUUAUUAGAGAAGCAUCCAGAAAAAUGCUCAAAGGGAUGGUUCAACGUUUUACGAAAUGCACUUAUUCGCUUCAUUGCUGAAAAGCAGAUAAAAGGAGUGACACCACUCAUGUACAGUACAGAAUGAGUUAGAUUUAUUCUGCUUGUUUCCUGUCACUGUGCUAAACUAAACUUACCAGCUGAUGGUGGUAGCUUCAUAUUUACAAUAGUGUUGGAAAUAGAAAUCACAGCUGAUCCAAAUCAUUUCGUUCACUUCAAAGAUUUGUAAUCUGUUCAGGUAUUUUAUAAUUAAGCAACAAAUCACGUUGUCGUUUGCUUGUAGAUAUUAAAACACCAAAGUUAAAACAAUUACAAAAAAAAACUACAGCUCCCAUACACAACUUGGUUUAUUCCAUAUCUUAAUAUUCACAAACACUUUCCUAACUUCAUUUUUCCAACUUCUUAGCUGUAAUCUUUGCUAUGUAAAAACCUGUUAGGGUCUCCUCCCUCCUGCUGUUGUUACAGACAUGUCUGAACUACCCUCCACUCGCCCAUGUGGAAUUAACUUUAUUGCCAUUAUAACAAAUGAUAUUAGGAAUUUGGACUAGCCUGUUUAGUCCAGCCUGGACAUUUAAACCUUAUAGGAAAUAGUGUGUGUUCAAGGCUGCUUAAAACUUAAAUACUGAGUAAACAAAUAAGUAAUGUGUCCUUAUCUGAGUUCGGUAAAGUUAUGUUUCAAAACUUGAUUUUUAAUUAUUUGCAUCAUUACAAAUGUCAGGGUGAUUCUUAAUGAGGUUUUAUUACACCGACAGUCGGCACCAUUUCUCACUGUCUUCAAUUCAGCCGGUUCAACCUGUCACAUUGAGAGCAGUAUAAUUAGGCCUUUUACAGUCAUUGUGAAUAAGGUUAACCACUCAGCAGUCACCUGUUUGCAACUGAGACUUGACCGUACAUGCAUACACAGAAGCCAAUUUCCCAAAAUGUCUAACAAAUCGCCCUUUAAUGUAAUGAAUUAGAUGCACAUACUGACUGCCAUGCUGUGCAGAGGAUACACAACAACAGGGACCUUGUCAAAAACAGUGGUGUUGCCUUCUGAAGGUCCCCUCUACUGAAGCUGGUGUCCUCACUGUUGUAUUAAAUAUGUGGUUCCUCUAACUGAGUGUAAAUGUUAAUUAAGGAAUUUUCCAAAAGCAUUUCAAUGUAUUAGUGAUCCAUGUUGAAUGUACAGUACUAACUGUACUAUUUUAGACAGUUGACUAAUGAAUGAUGCUGUCUCAUGGCUGCAAACAGCUAUAAUGUGACAUCAUCACAAUAUGGCUUACAUUUAAAAAAAAAAAAAAAAAAAAAAAAAGGUCAAAUAAAUGAAGAAGUUUCAGUCCUGUUUUAUGGACGGAGGCAGUACUUGUAACAUUUGCUCCAGUCAGUGAACGGCACAUUAAAGCCCAGGUGCUGGUGGGGAGACGAGCCCACAGCAUUCACUGCAAGGAAACACUGCAGUAAUUACAGUAAUGUGUCAUCUGUGACAGUCGCUACAGUGACUUCUCUUUCUUUUUUUUCUCAAAGAGGAAUUUGUAUACAAAUUAUUGAAAUGUACAGUGACGUAAACGAAAACCACCGAGUUUUUAAAAGACAUGUCUAUUGUAAAGGAUAAUGUGAUGUACAUUUUUUUAAUUUAAGUAAAUGAAUUU
Molecule: messenger RNA, 7106 nt
Organism: Scomber scombrus (Atlantic mackerel)
Lineage: Eukaryota; Metazoa; Chordata; Actinopteri; Scombriformes; Scombridae
Gene: gramd4a
Product: GRAM domain containing 4a
Exons: 19
Coding region: 263-2104 (613 amino acids)
Biological process (GO): negative regulation of toll-like receptor 9 signaling pathway; apoptotic process
Source: RefSeq, a predicted model, not a curated record